This is a messenger RNA of Solanum stenotomum, 711 nucleotides long. Its product is annotated as probable calcium-binding protein CML46. The transcript has a single exon. Bases 1 to 579 code for a protein of 192 amino acids. The record is from RefSeq and is a predicted model, not a curated record. Gene Ontology annotation, molecular function: calcium ion binding. Lineage: Eukaryota; Viridiplantae; Streptophyta; Magnoliopsida; Solanales; Solanaceae.
AUGGCAGCUUCUACCUAUCUCAAUAGCUUUUCAAUCAAAAAAUUACCCGUUACUACCGUCCCCGUCCCUCUCGUUAUCCAUGGCUUAGUUGGCUUCUUUUUGUUGUACAUAAUUUUCGAUUGGGGAAGAAAAUUUUUAAAUUUCUUAUCCCAAUCGCAAAAAUCCAAAUCAGAAAAAGGUAACCAUAAUACAUCCCAUAAUGUGCCUUAUUUGUUAGUUGAUGGAAGUUUAUGCAGAGAUGAAGUAGAAAACAUAAUGGGUAAAUUGGGAAUUUUUUGUAACCCAGAAGGUGAUAAACUUUAUCACGAGAGGUUCGAUUCGGACAAUUUUCGCGAUUUGUUUGGAGAUGAAGAAGAAGAUAAUAAUGAUAGUAAUAUUAUGCAGGAAUUAGGAGAAGCAUUUGAUGUAUUUGAUGAGAACAGAGAUGGUUUCAUUGAUGAAAUGGAAUUGCAGAAAGUUUUGUGUGCACUUGGAUUUAAGGAAGCUGCAGAAUUGGAGAAUUGCAGGAAGAUGAUCUUGGCAUUUGAUGAAAAUGGAGAUGGGAAGAUCGAUUUUGAGGAAUUUGUAGAAAUGAUCUAAUAAUUUUUUUUGUUAAUAGCAGCAAAUUCAUAAGCUAUUUUAAUGUGAGUUUAUUGUUUUUGCUAGACAAGAAAAUUAUUAUUACUAUUAUAUUACUAUAAAUACAAACUACUCAUCCUAUUCUUUUGUUGG